CAGAUUCCACAAAUAGUCCAUAAAUAUCUGCAUAAUGUUUAUAACAAUUCGCUAUUAUGAAGCUACCACACGAGAUAGAACCAUCAUCAAGUGACGGUGGUUAUAAUCGAAACAACUUCGGGUCUGACAAAGUAACACCAAUUACGGCGCGAAACAAACUCAAAUUUGAGCAAGCUAUCGAAGAUGGCUAUUGUCCAGUCACAUUCAAACGCCUGAAGUAUGACGAACCGGAGAGCGUACGUCAACAACGCUUGAAAUGACAGAGUAUAGAAGAUGAGCUACUUGCCACACAAAACAAAGAGCUCUAUGCAGAAGAGAACAAAGCUAAUAUGGAAGCAAUGGAACAAAUGUAUAGUGCUUUAGGGAAAACCAUAACAUACGCGGAUUGCCAAUCUCAUUGUGCCGAUUGAGAAAAUCAGCUGCAAUUGUGACGUCGCAUCAAGCGUUUGACGUGUUGAUACGAAGAUUGUAGUUAACCGUGAUGAUAUCAUCUUUCACGUGGCUCAUAUGUUCACAGCAGGUAUGUCUAACAAACUAGAUAUUAUAGAAGAUACUAAUCGAUCGGUGAUUCUCACAGCCGAUGAACAUCGUUAGUUGUACUUACCGCGAUCGAUCGCGUAAACCCAAUGGUAUCCACUGUGAGCGUGCUUAUUUAAAUAGUCUAUCAUUAGACAGUUUUGAUAUUGCUACCUCGUCUAACACCAAUAAUGUAGAGUGCUAUGACCCAGUGGACGAUAUAUAGGACCAUGAUCCAUGCCUUACCGAAUCUCCUGAGACCAUGGCUCGGAUAUAUGCGGCAGAAUAAGACUAUACUAUC
Sphaeroforma arctica JP610 is the source of this 817-nucleotide messenger RNA. RefSeq lists its product as hypothetical. Lineage: Eukaryota; Ichthyosporea; Ichthyophonida. The transcript has a single exon. The record is from RefSeq and is a predicted model, not a curated record. The coding region runs from base 57 to 260 and encodes 67 amino acids.